This is a messenger RNA of Scleropages formosus (Asian bonytongue), 837 nucleotides long. RefSeq names its product protein RD3-like. The transcript has 3 exons. NCBI's taxonomy places the organism in Eukaryota, Metazoa, Chordata, Actinopteri, Osteoglossiformes, Osteoglossidae. The coding region runs from base 72 to 725 and encodes 217 amino acids. The record is from RefSeq and is a predicted model, not a curated record.
AUGGAGUGAGGUCCCCCUCCGGGCAAAGUGUAGCGGACGCCAAGACACCUCCAAACGACACUGUCUCUCUGAUGUUCCCCUGGUCGGGGGUGUUCUCGGUGGCACCGCAGGUGCCGGGCCAGCGCUCGCCGGAGGAGCUCGUGACGGACACCCUCAUGCUGGAGCUGGGGGUCCUGCUCAAGCGGGCCGAGCGGCUGCAGCAGGAGCGGGGGGCCGAAGUGCGCAGACGGCGUUCCAGCGUGGACUACAGCUGGCUGGCCGACCCGCCCCAGCGACCCGCCUACGAGCCGAGCACGGGCGAACUGCUCGAGCUGUGCCACCUCUGCGCCAAGAUCCGGCCCCAGCAGUGCGGGCCCGUCAUCCUCAGGCUGCGCAAGCUUGUGGCGGAGUUCGAGCCGGACGCCCACGAGGUUCCCCGGAUUUUCCGCUCGGUGUUACUGGACUGCCUGGACGAGGAGGAGGGCCGGGCAGGGGCAGGUCAGAGGGCGCUCAGGACGCAUGCCGGCCGCUGGGAUAAGCAGCGCAGCAAGAGCCUGUCCUACAUCACCUUCCGCUCCCAGUUCCUGGUGAACCCGUUCCGGGGCGGGCGAGGGGGUGAGCUGCCGGAGGAGGGGGCCUGGUCUGGGGACGAGGAAGAGCCGGCACCCACGGGGGUUUCAGCUAGAGCCAGGAGGGUGCACAGCCUGCCGGAUAUAACCCCCACGGAGGAGCGAGCGCAGAGCUAAAAGCAGGGGACGGGGAAGACGCUAGACCCCAGGAAGCAAGUGGCACAAAGGAAAACAGGAUGGGUAAACAGGAAGAAACAUCCAAGACAAAAAAACAAAAAAAUCACAGCAU